Molecule: messenger RNA, 408 nt
Organism: Exserohilum turcica Et28A
Lineage: Eukaryota; Fungi; Ascomycota; Dothideomycetes; Pleosporales; Pleosporaceae
Exons: 2
Coding region: 1-408 (135 amino acids)
Biological process (GO): mitochondrial translation
Cellular component (GO): mitochondrial small ribosomal subunit; ribosome
Molecular function (GO): structural constituent of ribosome
Source: RefSeq, a predicted model, not a curated record
AUGGUCCUCCGGAUUCGCCUUGCGCGCUUCGGCAAAAAGCAUGCCCCAUUCUACAACAUUGUCGUCGCGCACGCCCGAACAGCGCGCAACUCUCGUCCCCUCGAAGUCCUCGGAACCUACGACCCCAAGCCGCAACCACCCCGACCAGGCGACACGCACGGCCGGCCAUGGAAAGACAUCAAGCUCGACAUUUCGCGCGCGCGGUACUGGGUCGGAGUUGGUGCGCAGCCGAGCGACACGGCGUGGCGGCUGCUCAGCAUGGUUGGCAUUUUGGAGCCACAAUACCGCAUAGGGCAAAUCCAGGGACAGGUCGUCAAGGCGGAUUCAGCCUACAAGAGUUUGAUACCCGAGCGGCCCAAGAACAAGGUGGAGAAUGUAGGGGGAGGUGCUAACAAGGUCAUUGCCUAG